AUGGAGGAAGGGAACUGGAAAGGAAUACCCACAGCCAUACACACACACAUUUUAUGGCUAGUCUUCAAAGCAGUCGGUGGAUAUAUUGCUAACAGUCUAGCAAUUAUGACAGAUGCACUUCAUAUGUUAACUGACCUUAGUGGUAUUAUUUUGACCCUGCUUGCUCUCUGGCUGUCUGCAAAAUCUCCCACAAAGAGGUUCACUUUUGGAUUUCAUCGCUUAGAAGUAUUGUCAGCCAUCAUUAGCGUAUUGCUGGUCUAUAUCCUUAUGGCAUUCCUCUUGUAUGAAGCUGUUCAAAGAACUAUCCAUAUGGACUAUGAAAUAAAUGGCGAUAUCAUGCUGAUUACAGCAGCCGUUGGUGUUGCAGUUAACUUAAUAAUGGGUUUUUUGCUGAAUCAGUCUGGCCACCUUCAUUCCCACUCCCACCCUCACUCUCACGUACCUCAGUCGAACUCUCCUAACACAGCCCACAGCGGUAGCCAUGGACACAGCAGCCUCGCCGUGAGAGCAGCGUUUGUACACGCCCUGGGGGACCUGGUACAGAGCAUUGGUGUGCUCGUAGCUGCAUACAUCAUACGCUUUAAGCCAGAAUACAAGAUUGCUGAUCCUAUAUGUACAUAUGUAUUCUCCAUACUAGUGGUUUUGACAACAGUUCGAAUUCUGUGUGACACAGGAGUUAUUAUUCUGGAAGGAGUUCCAAGGCAUUUAAACGUGGAUCGCAUUAAGGAAGACUUGAUGAAAAUUGAAGAUGUUUAUUGUAUAGAAGAUUUAAAUGUUUGGUCUCUCACUGCAGGAAAAACAACUGCCAUAGUCCACUUGCAACUAGUUCCUGGUAGUUCAUCUAAAUGGGAGGAAGUUCAGUCCAAGGCCCGACAACUGCUGCUGAACACAUUUGGAAUGUACAAAUGCUCUGUCCAGCUUCAGAGUUACAAACAGGAAACAAGCAAAACCUGCGCAAGUUGUCAGAGUUCCAGUGCCUAAUUUUGUAUGUUUUGG
This is a messenger RNA of Opisthocomus hoazin, 996 nucleotides long. NCBI's taxonomy places the organism in Eukaryota, Metazoa, Chordata, Aves, Opisthocomiformes, Opisthocomidae. The record is from RefSeq and is a predicted model, not a curated record.